AUGUCUGAGUCAACGCCUCGCAAGCGCUCGCGUUUAGCCUGCAAUUCGUGUCAGUCUCGCAAGCGCAAAUGUUCAGGUGAACAGCCUUGUAGCACCUGCGCCCAAACUGGUGCGGAAUGCCAAUACAGUGCGCGUAAGAAACGCGCCAGAUCCCAUAGUCUGUAUACGAGUCUGCUUGAUGAACGACCUACAAAUGGCUGGUCCAAUACAGCCCCCAAAAAUAUUAAUGCCGCAGCUAGCCCUACGGUACAGACUUCUGCCCACCGUACGAGCAGUUCAGAGGGCGUUACCCAUUCCCUACAGGCCAAUUCUGGCGCUGCCUUUGUUCGCAAGCUUGGGCUGAAAAUCGACCCAGCGCAUGCACCAAGAUUGCAAUUGUUUGCCUGGAAUGUUGGCGAGAGGCGGACAUCGCCAACAGUAUCUUCGGCACUUCCUUCGAUUCCUGUCACAGCCCCGACGCCGACGACUAUCACAAAAAUCAUCUCACAGGAAGAGAUGCGGCGACUAGCAGCGAUUUACUUCGAGAAGGUCGAUUCAUGUUAUACAUUCUUGGACCGUAAAAUGAUUUUCACUCGAAUCGCAAAGCGCUGGGAAUCUUCGCCUCCUAUUGAUUCCGCAGAACAACCUUAUGACGCUGUACUAUGUGGCGUGGCUGCCUUCGGGUAUCUAUUUUCGCGGCGCGAGAUCAUAGCAAUGGAGCUUAGACUCAUUGAGACUGCACGCAUUCUACUAGAUAAGUGUAUACUCGCAGCGGAGAUACCCUCGGUCGACAUGGUGACAGGCUGGGUGUUGCGUGCUGCAUAUCUACGCAUGACAGCUUCACCACAUGCCGCAUGGAUGGCUAGCUGUACCCUGAUGCAUCUCAUCGAGGCUGCAGGAUUGCACCUUGAAACAUCUGAUCCAGAAGCAGCAGGCCUGCUUCAAUCACUGCCCGAGACACACGGCAGCCAAAAUGGCGAUCUAGGAAGCCAGGGCACCAGCGAUCCCGAAACCCGGCAAAGGCUCUUUGGCAUGGCUCGUCACCUUAACACAUGGAUAUCCUUUGACCUUGGCCGCUCCCGGGUUAUUCUUCACGGCGCCACAGCCCUGUCCCCUACAAAGACGCCCGAAUCCCACAAACCACCACACCAUGCACCAAUACGAGGCCCACGCGCCGACCUCUUCCACCUCCUGCCACUUUCCGAAAACCUCGAUCCAACAGGAUCAUCACCACAGGAUCUACCGGAACUCGAAACAGCCCUCACCUCCGUCCUGGACCUCCUCUACUCCGAACCGUCCCUAAUCUUAGUCCAAUGCAAUCUGAUGCUCUGCAUCUUUCGUCGUCUCCGCGCUCUCAAUCCACACGGUCCGUUAUCCUCUAAUCUCCUUGAGCGUGUCCUUGCACUGGCUAGCCGUGGACUCCGCGCAGCACGAGGAAUGGUUGCCUCGACCUGUCCCUGGCACCAAGUUGCCAACGUCCCUUUUCAGGUCGUUUGCUCGCUCUUAGCGAUCGACAAUCGGGCUGCGUUAGCGCUGCUUGCCGACGCGAUGCAGACUCUGCGUGAAGUUCUCACUGCGUACGAUACAUCUUCUAUGCGUGAGGCAUAUUCAACAGCAUACCUACUUAUUGCGUUGCAUCAACGAAGAAAGGAAGAUGAUACCCGUGCUCUUGCCGAGGUUUUGCGGGUCAAUGCUGCUGCGGCGCCCGCCGAUGACCAGACCGAUAGGCAGAUUGCACAGAGCGUGUUAUCCGAUCAGAGUCAAAGGCAUGAGCAAACUGCGCCAGAUGUGUCGGUAACAGACGCAGAGUUCUCGUGGCUGGGUGACUUGAUGAUUGACAUGCCUAGUCUGCAGAACUUUGAUCUGGAUCAAUUUUUAAUGACGGAUGUUCCAUGGCCUUUACCGGAGAUGGGGAUUUGA
Molecule: messenger RNA, 1899 nt
Organism: Penicillium coprophilum
Lineage: Eukaryota; Fungi; Ascomycota; Eurotiomycetes; Eurotiales; Aspergillaceae
Product: putative C6 transcription factor
Exons: 1
Coding region: 1-1899 (632 amino acids)
Biological process (GO): response to xenobiotic stimulus; regulation of DNA-templated transcription
Molecular function (GO): DNA-binding transcription factor activity, RNA polymerase II-specific; zinc ion binding
Source: RefSeq, a predicted model, not a curated record